Molecule: messenger RNA, 1278 nt
Organism: Scomber japonicus (chub mackerel)
Lineage: Eukaryota; Metazoa; Chordata; Actinopteri; Scombriformes; Scombridae
Gene: dram2b
Product: DNA-damage regulated autophagy modulator 2b
Exons: 7
Coding region: 23-853 (276 amino acids)
Biological process (GO): photoreceptor cell maintenance; regulation of autophagy
Cellular component (GO): lysosome
Source: RefSeq, a predicted model, not a curated record
ACACACACACAGUGCAGAGACCAUGUGGUGGUUCCAGCAGGGGAUGAGCUUCCUGCCCGCCGCUCUGGUCAUCUGGACCGCGGCGUCCUUCAUCUUCGCCUACAUCACAGCGGUGGUGCUGAACCACGUGGAUCCUCUGGUGCCUUAUAUCAGCGACACAGGAACGAUGGCACCAGAGAGGUGUGUGUUUGGCAUCAUGCUGGAUGUGUCGUCCUUUUUGGGUAUGGCCACAGUGUACGUGCGUUACAAACAGGUGGAGGCUCUGCUGGGUGACAGCGAGAUCAGACUCCAGAGAGUGAACCGCUUCGGGCUGCUGCUGGGUUGGAUCAGCUCCUUCGGGAUGUGCGUGGUCGCCAACUUCCAGAAGACCACGCUGUUCUCCAUGCACCUGGUCGGGGCGGUGCUGACCUUUGGGGUCGGGGCUCUCUACAUCCUGGUUCAGACGCUGCUCUCGCUCAACAUGCAGCCUCACGUCCACAGCAGGACCAUCUACCUGGUCCGCCUCGGUAUCGGACUCUGGACCCUGUGCAGCAUCAUCAGCAUGUUUGUAUCAUCAGUCAUCAUGUACAGCAGUCUGCCGGGAGUCGACGUCAAAAACAAACUGCACUGGACCCCUGGAGAGACGGGUUACACCGCUCACAUCAUCAGCACUAUAUCUGAGUGGUUUCUGGCCUUCUCCUUCAUCAGCUUCUUCCUCACCUACAUCAGAGAUUUUCAGAAAAUUACUCUGCGGGCAGAAGCAGAUUUGCACGGCAGCCACCUGUACGACUGGUCCUACGGCGGCAUCCCACCGUCACAUCGCCACAAACCUGAGGCCUCCGAGUCGUCUCCGCUGCUGGCAGGAGGAACAUGACCGGCAGCAGCACAGCGUCCUACAAGAAGUGCUUUUACACCAAUUUACACUUUCUAAUUGUAUUUAAAGGCUUUUCAGAGUUUCUUAAAAAAAGGUGGUGUGGCAGCUUGUAACAGGGUCACUUCAACCGAAUAUAUUCUGUCUCUCUCUUCUCUGUUGUGGUGUCUCUACAGUCGGACAGUCUGUCUCUGGUCUCUGAGAUUUCUGCCUCCAUCCCAACACAGUGGAGGCAGAAAUCUCUAAAGAUACCAUCAGAGGAGAGAAGAGUGUUCUUUAUUUUUUUAUUUUUUUUAAUGAAGCAUUUUUUGUGAACUGAGCCUUUAAAAACCAAAAUAUGACGCUUUGCACUUUUCCCUCAAACUGCAUCAGCCUCUCUCGCUGACUUUGUCCUGUUCAGGGCUGCACUUUGUACCCUUUACCCUUUA